Paramacrobiotus metropolitanus is the source of this 4233-nucleotide messenger RNA. RefSeq lists its product as uncharacterized. The transcript has 6 exons. Gene Ontology annotation, molecular function: cysteine-type peptidase activity. Bases 509 to 2956 code for a protein of 815 amino acids. Gene Ontology annotation, biological process: proteolysis. NCBI's taxonomy places the organism in Eukaryota, Metazoa, Tardigrada, Eutardigrada, Parachela, Macrobiotidae. The record is from RefSeq and is a predicted model, not a curated record.
AAAUACGUAUCACUGGGCGAUCCUCCGCAAGGCGGUACGAGACGUCUAUAGCCUGACCACCUCCACGAAGUCUCUCUCAGAGCGUCCAAAAUCAUGAAACGCUCCUCUUCACAAUCAGCAGCAUCUGACGAUAGUGCCCACCGCUCCUUUUGGCAGUUUUGCUGCAGUGGUGCCUUGUUGAACUUUUUUCGCGAUUGCAGGCUGAGGCUUGCAGCUGAGUAGCUGACACUGCUUCCUGUUUCGUUCCAGUCACUUGAAAAUUUUAAAUUUCGACGUUUUUAAUGUAUUUUCGGUUGAGCUUUAUAAUUUUUUUCAUGCGUAAAUUUUUUAGCGCAUCUUCUGUCGAUUCGUUUCAGCAAAAUACCCAACGACUGAGCCACUGAGCAGUCUGAUCUGUUGGUGACAACUAGGCGUUCGUAGUUGACGUUUUUCGGACCUGCGGAGUUAGUGAACCAUCGUCUCCUGUUGUCUUCUAAAGCAUUGUUAGCGUUGCUUUUCGACAUUGACAAUGCCUCCGCGAGGGAACCCAGGAGAAAACCAUACGAAGAACAUUUCCAGUCUGACAGGCAAGGCCAUUCGUCAUGCCGAGGAUGAAGGUGAAACCAGCGUCAAGAAACGCCGUUACGGCAAUGUUCUAGUCGCUCCGACGCCGGACAUCACGGCCAGUUCAACGGAUGAGAGUGACGUGACUGAGGUGUUUCCCAGUGAACGCAGAUGGAGAAGCUUUGCCACGGAGUACAAUUGCCAUGUCCGAUUGGCCAGUGUAGCGCUCAAAGGCGUGUGCAUCAAAGUCCACUUGAAAGAGAAUCAUGAAGACAACGAAUGGAUGAUCGUUAUCGAAGAUACCAAAGAAUUCCCAGACGGAUUGCAGAUCAGUGCGCUCGCGGUUGAGCACUUUGCGUACGUUGAGAAGUCGCUGUUCAUCAUUACACCGACCGCCGAAUUCUUCCAGCGUACCUUGGACAAUGCUCCCGCCAUCGCUGAUCUCCUUCAAAACGGUGACGACGCUUUGAUUCGCUGCAUUUUGAUUACAUUUGACAAAGACUCUUCCGAUUUAUUUGCGAAGUUUGGACGAAAAGUUAGGGAAGGGCGCAUUCAUGCUGUGAAGUUGUCAGAGGAGGACGGAAAAAGGUGCCUGAAGGAAGCCAUUGGUGCUGACGCCAAACUGGCCAAGGCGGUUGCGUCUUUGUCGCAGUCAAAGGCUGCGGAAUCGACCGUGAACGUGCUGGAGUCGGAGCAGUCGGCGCCGUCGUGCCCGAAUCCAUUCAGUAUUCUCGUGGAUUUGCUUGGAGUAGCGGCAUUUCUGGGAAAAGAAGCAAUACUCUGUUUUGUGCCGACGAAGAGAGCUCUGAAAAUUUUUCCCAGUAAGUACGCUCGUCCAAAGAGUUAUAUGUGUGUGGACGCUAGUAAAUUUGAAUACUACCAGUAUGAUCACAACACCGGCGCUUUUCACUUGUCCAUCAAUGACAACAGCGCUGCAGAUAUCGCACAGGAGCUGAUUAAAUUGUCUGACGCAAAAGAUCUUAUGGAACCAGGUGUUAAAUGUCGUGGAUCCGCUAUCCGUGCAAUUUUGAACGAGACUGUUAACCCUGUUUGGCUGGGAGAGACUUUAGAUUCUCUAGGGAUUCCUCAUGAGGAGCUUCCGAAGGAUAAUUUGGCCAAAGCCCUUUUUCCGAAUAUUAAAGACAUAGGACUUCCUCGUGCUCUUCAUGUUAAUGGGACGUCAGUGAAAGGUCCAUUGGAUGAUAUUGUACCGGUGGAUAACUCUUUACAACCCGAAAAGUCGCAUUUGAAUCCUGUUUCUGUCCCCACUAGACCCAAUAAACCCAAGACCAUUUGGCCUACAAUGGUUUCUGCGCCAAAGGAUGUUCGGCAGUCAAAUGGAUUGCUACCACCGUCAAACAUAGAUCUUCGUAUGUUUGAUACAUCCCAGCAUCCAUCAUUGCGUAAAGACACUUCGAACGCUGCACGAAACCCGAAAUUAAGCCGUAGUGUUCAUGUACCGACUGCACCACGACAACGAACUCUCAGAAAUGAUUCUACAAAGGAGAACAAGAAGAUGCGAACGAUUGAAAAUGAGCUGCCUGGAUCUCUUUAUUCUUAUGAAUCUCGGCCGGUGGCGGUUAUACCGCUUUCCUCGCAACGAGCUCGCUUGAAUGCUCGCUCGAAUCCACAGAUCAGUGUUACUGUUGCGCAGUCUGAUAAAUCAGUUACCAAACUGAUCAUCGAUACCAAAUACCUUCAAAAUCCAUUUAAGAAGUCGAUAAUUGAUGCCCUGAUUGAGCGAAUGGAGCAAGCGACUGUGUCCGGCAAUCCUCGUCGCUCGAUUACUUCCGGGUCGCAAAGUAAUGCCAUUGUCCCGAAUCCAAUUGUCAGCAACGGCGACCCCGUCUGCAUUGAUCUGUCGGAGGACGAUGAGCCGAACUCGAGCGGCAGUGGGGAUCUCAUGGGAAGUAGUGCAUUUGUGGCUGAAUGUCCAGAUGGGGCGCAUGAAAUUUUUCGUGAUGUACAUUUGUUUGAUUCGGUUAAGCUGGGCAAUGGAGAGAUCACCGCCGGAGAAAUCUUUCAGCUUGCCAAAGGACAGCAGCUGGGCGAUGGUGUGGUUCAGUUCCUGUUAGAAUUCUUCGAUAUGAGUACCCCGCGAUCCGAUCGUAUUCAUGUUUUCAGCUAUUUUUUCUUCCAAAGCUAUUUGGGUGCCGUGGGUCGAGAGAAUCAGUCGUUCACUGUCAUGACCGAAGCAGUUUACCGGCGUCUACUGGAUCAUACGCGCAAAGUGGAUCUGUUCAGCUGUCGAUAUUUGGUGAUUCCCGUGCUUAAAGACCAGCAUUGGUAUCUGGCCAUUGUGUGCAGUCCCAACCCUUUAAUGGAGGCUGAAACGAAAAAACGGCUCCAAGCAGAAACAGUGCCUGGUAAUUAUGGAUUCCCUUGUUUCAUCCGGUGCGGGAACGCGCCAUAAGGAAACCUUCACCCUAAUCCAGCUAUGGCUGGAGAAAGAGUACGAGCAAAAGUUCAAGAAAGCACAUUCCUUUGCGCCUAAACUCUAUCCCCGCAUGAUCGUGUCCAUUCCUCAGCAGCAAAACGGCGUAGAUUGUGGCGUUUUUAUGCUUCAAGCGUGCAACAUUUUUCUGAAGGAUCAACCAGUUUUUCAUCCAACAAAGGUCAAGGAUAAUAUCUUUUCUGGGCGCAGUCCCAAGGUUCCAGAGUGGUUUGGAGCGGAUGUGGUCUGUGUGCAGAAAAUGCGAUUGCAGUUUCUGCAUUUUUAUUACCACAUUGCAUGUUGGAAAAAACAUUUUGUGUACCGGGAUGAUUAUAUUCCUACAUUAAUUGACGAAGUUGGGCAAGAAAAUGAGUUGAUGGAUCAGGCGACUCGAACCGCUUCGUACGAUGACAUCGAACCUUCAAAACCAGAGACAGAACGGAAAAUGGGUGAAUCUUUGUCUGCGCCCAAACCUGGCGCUGUACCGCAGCCAGCGGCUGUGCCGGUCGCUGAAAGUUUUGCUAAGAUUUAUCAGACUGUCCAAACCUUGCACAAACACGGAGUGCUGACACCGGCCGACCAAGAUUUGUACAUGAGGGCUGGAUAUCUGCCUACUCCAGCGCAGCAGCAGAAGACAACGUACACUCCGGCCGAAAAGCUGAAAAUUGUCCUAGAGCGCCGAAAACAACGACGACUACAAGUAGAGAAGGAAGCCCGUGAAGCUGUUCAGAAGGAGCAAGAGAAGACAGCGGAAGAAAUGUAUCAAGAAUUUUUAGACUCUUAACAGUAGCGGGUCUGUCCUGGUGAUGAUACUUAAUUGUCUUGGUUGACCGAACAAAACAUGUUUUUUUUAAAUCGUGUAGUCGCUUCAGUAAUUUUGUCGAAUCUUCCCUUAUCCAGAAGCUACUGUAAACUGCGUCGAGGUUUUUAGUGUUAUUGUGUUAAACAGAAAUGGUUCCUGCUUUUGUGUACGUAUCUUUUUUGCCCAAGGUUCUCUGUGUUAAUUUUAGAAUGCUGCAGUUACGGCACUUUACGAAUAACGUCUUCGGAAAAAUGCUAUGUGAAUUUGAUAUGUGUCAACUAUGUGUAGGUACCGCGCCAACUACCGAUCGCGAUUACUACUUUUAAUAUUUCAUAGAAUGAUUCCGUAACAAAAAAAUUCUACCGGCAUUGCAAGAUCUAUGAUACUAAAGAUUCUCAAAAUCAAAAGAAUUUAACAACACAACAAAAUAAUGGCACUUGGAAGGUAUGCCGAU